AUGAAAGGAGGGAAAAAGAAACCCAGUACGGAGUACGUACAACCUCCUCUAACGCCACACUCUGACCACCCGGCCACAGUGAAUGGCGAUGAUGAUGUAGCAGGUGCGGCGGAGGACCUCCGAGAGGAAAAUGAGCGUUUUGAAGCUACAGAGGAGACUUUGGAAGAAGAAAAUGACGGAGACGAAGAUGAUGACUCCGAGACUGAAAAAGACUAUAACCACUUCGAAAACCUGCAAAUCGAAGAGCCCGAGGCGGGAGCUGAGGCCGAGCGCUCGAAGCUUGCUGAUGGGUAUUAUGAGAUCGAGGCCGUACGCAGAAAGCGAGUUCGAAAGGGCCAAGUGCAGUACCUCAUAAAAUGGCGAGGCUGGCCCGAAGCUGAGAACACAUGGGAGCCUGUAAAGAAUCUAUUGCAAUGCUCCGAUGUUAUUGAUGCUUUUGAAGAAAGUUUGAUAACAGGUAAAAGUAGGUCAGCACGUGGGCGAAAGCGCAAACAUGGUAUCACUCAUGCUCAGGUGAAGAAAAAACAGCAGCAGCGACCUUCUGUAGCUACUACAUAUAAUGUGCCUUCUCAUAGGGUUGGGAUUGCGGAGGGCCCUAUGAACUAUCCUCAGCUAAAUAACUUAAAUGUUAUGAAUGGCAAAGGGAAAACUGAUGUCAGCGGUGUGAAUGGCUUUGAGAUAUGCAAGAAACUGAACGAGCAUGGUAUGAAAAUGGUGUCCCCUACGAGGGGAGAAAGUAAAGAGCAAAAUGAAUUGGAUCUGAAGCUUUGUGAACUGAAGGAAUCAAUUAUGGUCAGUGAAGAGAACGCAAAUAAGUUUGGUGUACAUCAUUCACAAGAGGACUUAGUUACUGGAGGAGAUGUCCUUGCAAAUGGGUUGCCCAAGCCUGAUGGUGGGGAUCCAGUUCAAUCUGGCCGUUGCACUGGAGCUAAAAAGAGGAAAUCUUUUCCAGUUAAGAGGUUCAAGCAAGAGUCAGCAUUACGCAGCGGGGACGGUACACAAAAUGCAAUUUCUGCUUGUAGUAUGGCAGAACAGAAAGAUUUGCAAACUCAUGCAUUUAUGGUGAAUGAUUGGGAUUUCAAGAAUAAAUUUGACAACUCCAAAGAAAAGUGCAACAUUACUCAGAUUGUUAAGCCUAUUAGCUAUAGCAGUUCCACAUCAAACAAUGGUGAAGAAAUCUCAUUAACCUUUGAGGCUCUGAGGUCUGAUGGAACUAAAGUGAUGGUGGACAACAAAUUCUUGAAGGCCAACAAUCCGAUACUUUUAAUAAACUUCUACGAGAAACACCUACGGUACAGUCCCACAUGA
Fraxinus pennsylvanica is the source of this 1308-nucleotide messenger RNA. NCBI's taxonomy places the organism in Eukaryota, Viridiplantae, Streptophyta, Magnoliopsida, Lamiales, Oleaceae. The record is from the annotation of a GenBank genome assembly.